AAAAUCGUUUUUACAAAUGAAUAAGUCGUUCUUAUUCUUAUAAGUAAUAAUUUGCUUGUCAGUUGCAGUUAAUAUCCAAAAUGACUAGAAAUUCUUAGAACCUGAAAAAAAGAAGAGAAACCAAGGUCUAAGAUAAAUAAGACUUCUAUAAACUAGUUGCUAUGAAUCAAGAUAAAUUAAGUGAGUCUUCCUUUGCCUAAACACAGCAAUCAGGUCCUGAAUAUAUGAGAAUGCAUAAUUACAAAAAUAUUCAAUACACUGCUGACUUAGGAAUAGGCUAACCUGGAAACACAUUCAAAGUUGUAUUAGAUACAGGAAGUGCUAACUUAUGGAUCGAUUCAAAUAGAUGUUAAGAGGAAGGCUGCAUGAGACACAAACAAUAUAAUCACGAGGACAGUCACUCGUUUUUGCCUUUGAAUUAAGAAUUGAAUGUUGAAUUUGGAAGUGGUGAUUUGAAAGGAGUUGUGAAUGCUGAUACUGUUUAUUUUGGUGAAGUUACAUUACCAAGAUAAAAUUUGGCAGAGAUUACAAGUGAAAAUGGAGCAAUCUUUAGAGAUCUUGACUUCGAUGGUAUUCUUGGUUUGGCCUAUCCAAAAAUGGCACCAAAGAAUUUCAAUCCAGUUUUUGAUAAUCUCAUGGAUUAAAGAGUUUUGGAGAGAAACUAAUUUUCAUUCUAUUUUGCUAAAGAUGCAAAUGACAUUGCUCAUAGUGAAUUUACUUUGGGAGGUUACAAUCCAGCCCAUGUAGAUGGAGAUAUUCAUUAUCAUGAUGUUAUUGACAAGUACUAUUGGAUGAUUAAAGCUGAUAAUAUUUUGGUAGAUAACAAAGAUAUUGGUUUAUGUCAUGGAUCUUGCAGACUUAUUGUUGAUACUGGAACAUCAAUCAUGAGUGGACCCUUUGAUGAUUUGGGUACCUUGUUGAGAACCUUGAAUGUAAAAUCUCAUUGCCAUGAAAUCAAUACUUUACCUACAAUUACAUUUAAGAUUGAUGAUGUUGAUUAUACAUUGGAACCUGAAGAAUAUGUCAAGCCUACUAAUUUUGAUGCAGCCUAAUUGACAGAAGUUAAUGAGGGAGAUGAUUUAUAGGCAUUAAUUGAAGUUAACAACUGGGAUUGUAUAGCAGCCUUCAUGCCUUUAGAUAUUUAAUAACCUCAAGGACCUGCUUGGAUUUUAGGAGACGUCUUCCUUAGAAAAUAUUACAGCAUAUACGAUAGAGACAAUGAUUAAGUUGGUUUCGCUAAAGCUAAAAAAUGAUUUAUUAAUACAUAAAAUAAAAAUUUGCUUAAUAAAA
Paramecium tetraurelia is the source of this 1290-nucleotide messenger RNA. RefSeq lists its product as uncharacterized. Lineage: Eukaryota; Ciliophora; Oligohymenophorea; Peniculida; Parameciidae. The transcript is spliced from 4 exons. The record is from RefSeq and is a predicted model, not a curated record. Gene Ontology annotation, biological process: proteolysis. Gene Ontology annotation, molecular function: aspartic-type endopeptidase activity.